GGUUGAGGUCUUGGCUACGGAAAUCCGUGCUGCGUUUGGUUUAGCGUCUGUAAAACUGUGUAAAAUGUGAUGGUUAGUAAAUGUUUUCAUAACAACUGAAUAAAAAAAAUUGAAGAUGGAAGCGGCAGACGAUGCCCGUGUGAGUAAUGAAGAUGUGCCUCCUCAAAACCAAGAUCUGACUUUAAUUCACACAUCCGUUGCUGUGUUUCUGUCUGACUAUGGCUGGUAUCUUUUGUUUCUCGCCGUGGGAGUCUAUCUUCUCAUCCAACAUCUCAGUAAAAAGCGAUCCGGAGGAAAUGAGAGCCAGUCAGCCUCAGCGGUUAACCAAGACCCCGCAUCAGUGGCGAGACGUCAGGAGGCCCUCGAGGUGUCCAGGCAGAGAAUGCAAGAAGAACUGAAUGCCAAAGCUGAAGAAUUUAAAGAGAAGCAAAAGAGGCUCGAGGAGGAGAAAAGAAGACAAAAAAUCGAGAUGUGGGAAAGUAUGAAGGAAGGAAAGAGUUUCAAAGGCAACGCACGAGUUGCACAAAAUACUGAAGAAGCUUCGUCCUCCACCGUUUUGAAACCAAAGACAGAUCAAAAGCUUCGUAACAGUGGAUAUAAUCCUCUGUCUGGAGAUGGAGGAGGAACGUGCUCCUGGAGACCGGGCAGGAGAGGGCCUUCCACUGGUGGUGGAUGAGGUUAAAGUGAGGGUCAGACCCAAACCUCUGACCCUUUGACAUACAGGAACAUAUUAAUAUAAAUAACUGAAUGAAGCUGUCAGUGUAUACACUAUACCGAACAUUAGCACACUAUACACGACAUCAUCAUCUUCACGUUUUUUUUCUGGUAGGAGGCUAGGCACUCAUGAGAACAACUUAAAAUUGUUAAAGUUAUUUAAUCUGUUUUUAUUAGGAACAUGGAAUACCGAUGUAAGAUGACAUCAGUAGUAUAAGAUAUUGUUAAAAUUGUUACACGUGUAUUUAUGUUAACAAUUCUGUUAUUAUUGACAAGUUUCAAAUCAUGGUUUAUGUUACAUUUUAGUUGAUAACAGAAAUCGUGGACAAAAAAGACAAACCCUAUAAAAAUAGAUCAGACUCGUGUGAUGUUUUCCUCAUCCUAAAUUAUUAUAAAUAAGAAUUAUGAGUUCAGGGAAACAGAAAAAAAACGUUCAAGUAGUGUUUUAUUUCUUCCUAUACUUACACGUAUGUGUCUGUGUGUGAUUGACAGCUUGUAAUGAUGCCUCCUCAUUAAAGGUAGUAAUACCGUGUGGCAGGCUGAUGACUUUUAGUUAUCAAAUGUUCCUGUGUUCAUGACCCUUUUAAAAUCUGUGUAGUAGUACGAAAACACUUCAAGCAUCGCAUUCAUAUCUUUACAACGCUUGUCUUCGGUUAUACAAAACAUGUUUUCCAACAAAUCAAAUCAUGCUGUUGUAAGUAAUAUUGCAUCUGUAGCGGUGUUUUCAGGGAGAUUUGUUAAGGCAAUUUAGUUGUUGUGUCACAGAUUUAUUUCACUGUUCUUGCUCUGGGUUUCUCUGAAUAAAGUCAUUCUUGCUCAUC
Triplophysa dalaica is the source of this 1535-nucleotide messenger RNA. It is a transcript of the gene selenos, whose product is annotated as selenoprotein S. NCBI's taxonomy places the organism in Eukaryota, Metazoa, Chordata, Actinopteri, Cypriniformes, Nemacheilidae. The transcript has 6 exons. Bases 116 to 676 code for a protein of 186 amino acids. The record is from RefSeq and is a predicted model, not a curated record. Gene Ontology annotation, cellular component: Derlin-1-VIMP complex; Derlin-1 retrotranslocation complex; endoplasmic reticulum membrane. Gene Ontology annotation, biological process: endoplasmic reticulum unfolded protein response; retrograde protein transport, ER to cytosol.